Messenger RNA from Phycomyces blakesleeanus NRRL 1555(-), 3576 nucleotides. Its product is annotated as Homeodomain-like DNA binding domain-containing transcription factor. The annotation marks the transcript as partial. The record is from RefSeq and is a predicted model, not a curated record. Gene Ontology annotation, biological process: nucleosome organization; regulation of transcription by RNA polymerase II. The transcript has 4 exons. Gene Ontology annotation, cellular component: chromatin; nucleus. Gene Ontology annotation, molecular function: ATP hydrolysis activity; chromatin binding; ATP binding. NCBI's taxonomy places the organism in Eukaryota, Fungi, Mucoromycota, Mucoromycetes, Mucorales, Phycomycetaceae.
GAACGCAAUAUGGAGUUCCUGGUCAAAUGGAAAAAGUGGUCACAUUUGCAUGAUACCUGGGACUCGUACGAUUACCUGCGCAACUUCAAGGGUGCCAAGAAGCUCCUAAACUACAUUAAAAGCAGCAUUCGUGAUGAAAUUCGGUUCAGAAACCACCCCGAAACCACCAAAGAAGAAAUCGAACAGCAUGACAUCAACCUCGAACGCCAACGAGACGAACUUAAGGACUGGAGAACAGUUGAGCGAGUGAUCGGCAUGAGAGGCCCUUCGUCUGCGCCCGAGUACUUUGUCAAAUGGAAAUGCCUGCAUUAUAGCGAGUGCACCUGGGAGUCAGCUGAAUUGAUCACCAAAGAAUACCAAGCCGAGGUAGACGCAUUUCUUGACCGCGAACAAAACGACCAGAUUCCGUCCCGCUCGGUGUCGUACCACAGAUCUGGUCGUCCCAAUUUUACCUUUUUUAAAGACCAACCCGCGUUUAUCCAGGGUGGCCAGUUACGCGAUUACCAGCUGCAUGGCAUCAGUUGGAUGUACCAUUUGUGGUGCAACAACCAAAAUGGCAUAUUGGCCGAUGAAAUGGGACUAGGAAAAACUGUCCAGACAAUCGGUUUACUCAGUACUCUAUUCCACAAGCAAUCCCUUUUCGGUCCCUUUUUGAUCGUCGUUCCUCUCUCGACAACUGACAACUGGAUGAGCGAACUCAGACAGUGGGCUCCUGCCAUGAAUGCCCUGUGCUACAUUGGCGACAGACAGUCGCGUCAGGUUAUCCGAGACCAUGAAUUUUAUGUAGCCGACACCAAGAAGCUCAAGUUUAAUGUGCUGGUGACAACCUAUGAGCUCGCCAUGAAAGAUCGAGUCGAAUUGGGUGCAAUCAAGUGGCAGUAUCUUGCGGUAGACGAAGCACAUCGUCUAAAGAAUUCCGAAAGUCUAUUGUACGAAGUCUUGCUGGGAUUCAAUACUGUCAAUCGUCUCUUGAUUACCGGCACGCCUCUUCAGAACAGUGUCAAGGAAUUGUUCGCACUCGUGCGAUUCCUGAUGCCCGAUUUCGAACUCAAAGAACUUGACAUCGAUCUUGAUCAACAGGACGAUCACCAGACCGACAAAAUCAAGACUCUGCAGAACAGCAUUCGGUCCAUGAUGCUCAGACGUCUCAAGAAGGAUGUCGAGAAGUCUUUGCCCAACAAGUCCGAACGUAUCCUCAGAGUUGAGAUGAGUGAGAUGCAAAAGAACUUUUACAAAAACAUCCUGGCCAAAAACUUUGCUGUGCUGAAUGCAGGCUCUGAAAAGAGCAAAAAGCAGUGGCUCAACAUUGCGAUUGAACUUAAAAAGGCCAGCAAUCACCCCUAUUUAUUCCCACAGGCCGAAACGAUUUCGUACAGCCGCCGUGAACAGCUAAAAGGCCUGGUCGAGAACAGCGGCAAGAUGGUGCUGCUGGACAAGCUCCUGACUCGGCUCAAGACAGACGGCCACCGGGUGCUCAUCUUUUCCCAGCUGGUCAUGAUGUUGGACAUCUUGUCGGACUACAUGGCCAUGCGUGGACACCCUUUCCAGCGCCUGGAUGGCUCGAUGAAGACCGAGGAACGCAACAAGGCGAUCGAACACUACAAUGCCCCUGACAGUCCAGAUUUUGUGUUUUUGUUGUCAACACGUGCAGGUGGUAUGGGCAUUAACCUCUGCACCGCUGACACUGUAAUCAUUUUUGACUCGGACUGGAACCCCCAGAAUGAUCUGCAAGCCAUGUCCCGCGCUCACCGCAUUGGUCAGACCCGGUCUGUCAAUGUCUACAGACUGGUAACCAAAGGCACGAUGGAGGAAGACAUUAUUGAACGUGCAAAACGUAAGAUGGUAUUGGAAUAUUGCAUUAUCAACCAGAUGGACACCUCGGGACUGUCUUUGCUGCCCGAGAACUCGCUCGUAACCGCAUCCGGAAAACCACGCGAAUUGCCGUUCAGCAAAGAAGAAAUGUCAGCAGUUCUCAAAUUCGGUGCCCAAAAUAUGUUCCAGAACACCGAAAACACCGAAAAGUUGACCGACAUGGAUCUUGACGACAUUUUGGCCCGUGCAGAACACACCGAGACCCUGGAUCGUGGCGAGUCGGUCGGUAACGAAGAGUUCCUGGCUCAGUUCAAGGUGACCGAUUACGGAGGCACUGCAAGCGACCUGCGAUGGGACGAGAUCAUUCCGGAUGAAGUCAGGGUUGAGGAAGAAGCCGAGUUGUUAUUGAAACAGCAACAGCAGCACCAGGCUGAUCUUUUUGAGCGGGCGGCCAAGAAGAACCGAAGACCGUAUCUGGAACCUCUGGAGGAAUCUUCAUCGGAUGAGCAAGCCAUUCAAACCAAUGGAAAGCCAGUAGGUCGGCGGAAACGAGCAGGUCAAUCAUCAUCCCUAAGUGAAAAAGACCUCCGGGUGUUGAUUCGGGCUGUUCUGCGGUACGGCGAUGUAGAAAAGCGAUAUGACGAGGCCGUUCAAGACAAUGAGCUGCGACACAAGAGCAAAAAGGUUGUACUGGAGCAUUUGCAAGACCUGCUGUCGAGCUGCCGGACCCGAGUCCGGGACCAAUUGGCAACCUCGUCGACUUUGCAAUAUCAUGGAGGUGCAGACAGCGACAGUCUUCUGCGGGAGCUGCGACACACCAAGCAAAAGGCGAUCCUGUUUACAUGGAAGGACAUCCACAGUGUGAAUGCCGGACAGAUCUUGCAGCGACACCACGACAUGACGGUUCUUGCGCGCCGGCUGGAUGCCAUGGCUGACAAACUCAAGUUCCGCAUGGCGCUUGGAGCAAAGCGUGUGCAAGGGUGGUCCUGCGUGUGGGGUCAGAAGGAGGAUGCGAUGCUGCUGGUUGGAGUCCAUAUGUGUGGGUUUGGACGAUGGUGCCAGAUCCAGGCCGAGCCUUCGUUGCAGCUGACGACCAAGUUCUUUUUGAAUAACUCUCAGGACGAUGAUGACAAUGCUGGUGGUGAUGAUGCCGAAAAGAGCAAAGAUCACGACAAACGGACGCCAAAAUCAAUCCACCUGGCCCGUCGAGCAGAGCAGGUUGAAUCCAAUUCAAGGGACUCUCAACAGUCUGAAAAUGACGCUGAUCGUAAAUACCGGUCAUCAAAGUCAUCUCGAACCGACAGUGAUCAUCGCCACACAACCUCUAUUACUACAGAAAGUAAAACAACUACAACAACUACAACAAAUACAACAAAUACAACAACAAUAUCUGCUUAUGCUUCCUCAAAUUCCGUACCUACUACUAAUACUGCUCCAUCAUCCUCAUCAACAUCAACCACCGCCCACUCACAUCCACCACCAGCGUCAUCCUCACGCUCCUCAGCGCACCGAACCAUGCGUCCUAUGCGCGAGACACUGUACAGACUGCGGGACGAGAGUCCUCGACUGUCUGGGCCAGAGAAGGCUGUGAUGAUUCGAGAAUGUAUCCAGCGGGUGGGCCAGUAUGUAGACAAGCAAUUGGCCCACUUGAGAGGCGACGAGAACACACACCUGCGCACGCGAUGCCACCGAGACCUGUGGUUGUAUACGACCAAGUUCUGGCCCAAUGCCAGCAUCACACACACGACCCUGAUUGAGGUGUAU